Molecule: messenger RNA, 588 nt
Organism: Plasmodium vivax (malaria parasite P. vivax)
Lineage: Eukaryota; Apicomplexa; Aconoidasida; Haemosporida; Plasmodiidae
Exons: 1
Coding region: 1-588 (195 amino acids)
Source: RefSeq, a predicted model, not a curated record
AUGAGCACAUCGAAAUGUUACGUAUACCCCCGGGAGGAGGAAGUGAAGAGCUGCAGCGACAUGGCUAUGCCAAAUGGUCCCAUUGUUAACGACUGUGAGGGGGAUGAAGCGAUGGAGGUGGGAGUAAAGGGGCAAGAGGAGAAACACCCCGAAGGGGUUAUUCAAGAGGAAAAAAACAGUCGUCAAGAUGGCCCCCUCUUCGGUGAAGAAGCGCCAAGCGGGGGAGACGUCGGUGUGAACGCAUCGAGUGAGCAGGCGGGUGAAGCACCCGUGGAAGACCACCCAAAGAAGGAGCUAACCGAUGGGCACGAAAAAGGGGAUAACCAUCUCGGGGCAGCAAACAGUAAGUUGGGGCAAAUAGACAAAAAAACGAAGUUAAAAAAAAAGAAAAAAGUAGGAGAAAGGAGGGAGAAGGGGGAGAAGAAGAAGAAAAAAAAAUUAAACGCCCAGCAGACAAAUGCAGUUACUGGGAAGGAAGAGAACGGAGGAGGCGAUCACCCCCUGGCGGACGUCCCAGAUAAAGCCACAGAAGAGGCGAACGAGGGGGUGGUUCUUUGCCAGGAGGUCUACCACGAUUGCACUCAUUAG